Messenger RNA from Anarrhichthys ocellatus (wolf-eel), 1829 nucleotides. It is a transcript of the gene serpind1, whose product is annotated as serpin peptidase inhibitor, clade D (heparin cofactor), member 1. Gene Ontology annotation, molecular function: serine-type endopeptidase inhibitor activity. Gene Ontology annotation, biological process: negative regulation of endopeptidase activity; blood coagulation. NCBI's taxonomy places the organism in Eukaryota, Metazoa, Chordata, Actinopteri, Perciformes, Anarhichadidae. The record is from RefSeq and is a predicted model, not a curated record.
AGCAACACAGCAAAGGUAAGACAUUUCACAGAGUCAGGCUGCUAUUAAGGGAAUUUUACAUAAAACCUUUUGUAUUUUUUUACUCAGUGACGGUGUGAUUUUAUUCCUACAGAAUCACUAAACCGUAACGUCAUGGAAUCUUCUAAAUGUUGAUCAGAUUAUUAACGCGGCCGUGCUAAAUGUCCUCAGCCUUCAGCAUGCGGCUCAUCACCGUCAUCUCUGUGGCCUGCCUGCUGGUCGGUCCAUCCCUGGCUGGGAUCAAAGAACUCAGCUCUCACUUCACUGACCCUGAACCGGAACCCCGAGGCUUUGAACUUGGGGGGGCGGUGGAUAUGGAGACCGUUACGAACGACCUGGUUUUUGACGGUUUUGAGGAUGAAGAUUAUAUUGAUUUUGAUAAGAUCCUGGCUGCGGGCAGCGACGACUACACAGAAGGGGAUGAGAUCGACGAGAUCGCCACACCGGCCCCAGACAUCGACAUCUUUGCCGAACCCUCCGACCCCAAGAUCCGCCGCGCCAGACUCCUGCGGCUGUUCCACGGUCGGUCUCGCCUCCAGCGCCUCAACGUCGUCAACGCCCAUUUCGGCUUCAACCUCUAUCGGAGUCUCCGCAACGACGUCAACCAGAGCGACAACAUCCUGCUGGCGCCCGCUGGGAUCUCGGUCGCCAUGGGGAUGAUGUCUUUAGGGGCGGGACCUGGAACCCGGGAUCAGAUCUACAGAGCGCUGGGAUUCGCCGACUUUGUCAACGCAAGCCAUCACUACGACAACACCACAGUGCACAAGCUCUUCAGGAAGCUGACGCACAGGCUCUUCAGGAGGAACUUUGGUUACACGCUGCGCUCUGUGAACGACGUCUACGUGAAGAGGGACGUCGCGGUGAACGACGCCUUCCGUGCAGAGACAAAGGCUUAUUAUUAUGCCGAGCCGCAGUCGGUGGACUUCGGGGACCCUGCCUUCCUGAACAAGGCCAAUCGUCGCAUCCUAAAGCUGACCAAAGGGCUGAUCAAGGAACCGCUCAAGAGCGUGGACCCAAAUAUGGUGCUGAUGCUGCUCAACUACCUGUACUUCAAAGGUACAUGGGAACAGAAAUUCCCCAAGGAAAUGACUUACUAUCGCAACUUCAGAGUUAACGAAAAGACAAACGUGCGCGUGCCAAUGAUGACCAACAAGGGGAACUAUCUGGCUGCUGCCGACCACGAACUAGAGUGUGACAUCCUGCAGCUCCCUUACACGGGACACAUCAGCAUGCUCAUUGCCUUGCCGAGGAAGAUCACCGGCAUGAGGACCUUGGAGCAGGAGAUCUCUCCCACUGUUGUCAACAAGUGGCUCAAAAACAUGACAAACAGGACUCGAGAGGUGGUGUUACCUCGGUUUAAACUGGAGCAGAACUAUGACUUGAUUGCAAAUCUAAAGGAGAUGGGCCUCACUGACUUGUUCCAGGAGAGUGGAGAUUUCUCUGGAAUGACAUCCGAAAAGGUCUCCAUGAACUGGCUGAAGCACCAGGGAACCAUCACAGUGAACGAGGAGGGGACCGAGGCUGCUGCUCUGACCCAGGUGGGCUUCAUGCCCCUCUCCUCUCAGAUCCACUUCACUGUGGACCGCCCCUUCCUCUUCCUGAUCUACGAGCACCGCACAGACUGCCUUGUGUUCAUGGGCCGGGUGGUCAAUCCUUCACAGAACUAAACUCGACCUUUUAAACAGCUAAUAUAUUCCCUACAAAUUCAAUAUUUGGUUUGAAACAUCACCGUUUGAAAUACCUGGGGUGUUUUGUUAAUAAUAAAUUACUUCUGUUAUUACACUAUGUACAAUAAAACAUGAAGUAAUGAG